Molecule: messenger RNA, 2676 nt
Organism: Pseudozyma hubeiensis SY62
Lineage: Eukaryota; Fungi; Basidiomycota; Ustilaginomycetes; Ustilaginales; Ustilaginaceae
Exons: 1
Coding region: 1-2676 (891 amino acids)
Molecular function (GO): protein binding
Source: RefSeq, a predicted model, not a curated record
AUGACGACUCAACAGCGCCCGGCGGCUUGGGAAGCUGAUCCCACCUAUUCACCGCUCAAUCUAGCACAAUAUAAUCCUGCGCCUUCUCACCAUACCGCUACCCCGGAAGUAGCCCAGAUCCUCUGUCCGUCCGCGUCUUCUUGGCCCAGAUCUAAGCUGUCGCCCUCUUCGUCAUCAUCCUCCAACUCGUCGCACGCUUCCUCUGACGUGUACGUCGACCGUCGACCCUCGCCCCCGCCGACGUUCAAAAGCGCUCGCGGAUUCAGGCUACCGCGGUUCUCGCUUUGGGGACGCACUACUCCCGAUACUCUGCUCAGCGACAGCAUCAACAGCCUCUCGCCACCUUCCAACGUCUCCUCAGAUCUCAACAAGCUCCCCAUCAGUCAACAAAGAGCCCAUUCCGCAGAGCCUCCAACGCAUGCUCGCAGUCGCCACAUCACUACCGCACCAAGUUCGCCAACUAGGCCGUCCUCGUCAGAGCUUGAUGCUCCAAUGCCGACCCUCACUGUGAACGCACCUUUGAGCCCAUCCAUGUCUUCUCCGAGGCUCGGCUCUGUAUGGCGUCUCAGCGGCGGUCUCUUUGCUUCCUCAGCAUCUUCCACACCGCGUCAAGACCCGAGACAUGGUCGUCCACAGACAACAGAGGCUGCAACUCCUCGAGAUUUGGCCAGCGGCGCUCCACCCUCCCAAUUUGCAGCAUGGUCCGAGCUCUUGCACAGUCCUGCCCCGCCCGCUCGCUCCACCACCUUCAGCAGCGUCUCGUCUGCAUCAGGCAGCAGCACUUCUCGCCCUGACAUCAGAAACGUUCGAAGCCAUGAAAGUCUGAAAUCGUCCGCUGCGGGUGAUGCCGAGCCCUCCGGAUCCUCGGAACAUAGUACAAUUCCAGAGCCAAAGGCAAUCAAGUUGAAACUGCGAUCCAAGUCCAAGUUCAGUCAAGAGUCCGACUUCGAUAACAUCUUUCUCUCACAGGAGCUGCGAUCGUCCAAGUCAAGCCCUCCUGCUGGUUCUCUGGGUAGAACUGCAUCAGUAGCCAGAGGUCCUGCACUCGGUCAAGAUGAACUAUCGGCCGUGUCGGGUGCUGAGGGUAGGCGGAAGCGUGCCAGUUGGGCACCUCCUCGCUCUUCAUCUCCGCAUGCUGUUCCCGAUCGUCACGCCGCUAGUCAUCAGAUCUACGCUGCUCGCAGCUCCGUUGAGGAAGGAGACGAUGACGAAGGGUUUUUCCCAGCCCGACCAUCAAGGUUUGACCGUCAGCCAAGCACCAGUAGUCACCUGACCACCGCUUCAUCUGUCAACGCCAUCUCCUCACAUGCUGGUGAGUCGAUUCCCCCACGGUCGCCCCGCCUAGGUAGCGAAGUCGAGCCAUCCGAGGUGAAAAGACCGAAGCGGAGCAAGUCCAUCUCGCCAAAGCGCAAGACGUAUGCGUUGCAGUUUUCGCUCGAUGGUCGAUACCUCGCAGCAGCUGGCUCUGAUGGCGUCGUUCGCGUCUAUGAAGUCAUCUCGUCGCCAGCGGAUCGAGCUGAUGAGAUCGAGCUUGCUCAGAUGCAGAAAGCAGAGCAGGGGUGUCAAAGAAGAGCAUCUUCCGUGUGCCCCUCGAAUGCCUGUGCCGUCAAUCGGAGUAACACAAAGGCGGACGUUCGCGCUGCAGCUCCAGAGCUGGCACCGGUCUUCAAGGCGACACCGAUCCACACCUUCCAAGGACACACUGGCGACAUCCUGGAUCUAUCUUGGAGCAAGAACAACUUCUUACUGAGCUGCAGCACCGACAAGACAGCCAAGCUCUGGCAUCCCAACCGAAGCGAGUGCCUCUGCACCUUCUCCACCUCAGCCAUCGUCUCGUCGGUCGACUUCCAUCCAACGGACGAUCGCUUCUUUGUCACUGGUGGGCUGGAUGGCAAAUUGAGGCUGUGGAACAUCACGGCUCGUCGUGUUCAGUCGAUCCAUGAUGUACCUGGUGUCAUCACUGCUGUCGCCUUCUCCUCGAGCGGGUCCGCGGUCUGCGUUGGCACGCACCCUGGAUCCAUCUUGACUUUCAACUGUACGGAUUCGCUGACCUACGUCAAUUCUGUAGUCGUCAAAUCUGCCGCUGCGAGCAAAACGACCCAAGCGAGCAAGAUCACUAGCAUUCAACCGAUCAAGCUCGACUCCUCCGCCGCCUGUGCCGCGGGUGCACCUGAGUACAUGACGGUCACUUCGAACGACUCUCGCGUGCGGAUCUUUUCGAUCGCAUCACGACGUCUCGUCUCUCGAUUCAAAUCGUCCAGCUACAUCAACCGUACGAGUCAGAUCCGUGCUACUUCGUCGUCCGAUUCACAGUUCAUCGUUUCCGGUAGCGAGGACGCAUCGAUUCACAUCUGGAGCUUGGCCAGCAACGCAUCGCUGUUCACAGGGCUGUUUGCGGGGAUCAAGCGAAACAAGUCGUUGAAAUCGAACGGCGCAGCGGGUGGGACGUCGGAUGCAGGUGACAAUUCCACGUGGAGAUCGUGGCAGGCAGGGAGUGGCAGUGUUAGGUGUGCCAUUUUCGCCCCUGCUGCAACGAGCCAUCUGCUGGCACUCGCUCAUGAUCCGUUGGAAUCCAACCGCGACGUCAAAGACGUCAGGUCGAGGAUCAUCGUCUCGACCGACGACUCGAAUGCUAUCCGGAUCUGGAGAAGCGAUCCUCUCGGUCGUCUUCUCUGA